Messenger RNA from Sphaerodactylus townsendi, 2342 nucleotides. RefSeq names its product lipase member M-like. The transcript has 10 exons. Bases 210 to 1400 code for a protein of 396 amino acids. Lineage: Eukaryota; Metazoa; Chordata; Lepidosauria; Squamata; Sphaerodactylidae. The record is from RefSeq and is a predicted model, not a curated record. Gene Ontology annotation, molecular function: hydrolase activity, acting on ester bonds.
UCUAAUUGAAUGUCUUCAACAGUAUAACGUAAUGACAGAAUGCUUCAAGUCAAUGUUGCUUAGCUGUUCUACUACAUUUUUUUUGCAUCAUCUGGAUUCAGUUAAAUGCGCACUCUCCUUCCAGCCAUUAGUCAAUUGCUGCUGCAUCAUCAUCAUCAUCUCAAGGUCACAGGUACGACUGGUGCCUGAGUGAACACUUGAGAACUAGGAUGUGGUGGUUUGCUGCAAUAGCAUGUCUAAUACAAGCAACUGUAAACUCCGAAAAACUCACAAGAGGUGGAAAAUAUGGGAAUCCUGAAGUUCAUAUGAAUGUCAGUCAGGUGAUUUCCUUCCAAGGAUACCCCAGUGAGGAGUAUGAAGUCUUGACAGCUGAUGGCUAUUAUCUGACAAUAAACAGAAUUCCCUAUGGAAGAAAAAAUCUUACAUUUGGAGGCCCAAAGCCUGCAGUGCUACUCCAACAUGGAAUAUUUGCUGAAGGUAGCUAUUGGGUUGAAAAUAUGGCAGACAACAGCUUUGGUUUCAUGUUGGCAGAUGCUGGCUAUGAUGUUUGGCUAGCAAACAGCAGAGGAUCAAGCUGGUCUCAGAAACACAAGAAUUUCUCAACUGACCAAGAGGAAUACUGGAACUUCAGUUUCCAUGAAAUGGCCAUGUAUGACCUUCCAGCAAUGAUAAACUUUAUUCUACAGAAAACUCAGCAGAAUCAACUGUACUAUGUUGGCAAUUCUCAGGGUUGUGCUAUUGGUUUCAUAGCCUUUUCUGCCAUGCCAGAGCUAUCUCGAAAAAUCAAAAUGUUUUUUGCCUUAGCACCAGUGAUUAAUAUUAAGCAUGCUCCAAGCCCUUUAUUGAAGCUAUUACUCUCCUUUCCCGAAAACUCCAUCAAGGGCAUAUUUGGCAACAAAAACAUGAUCAUUUUGAAGAGGCCAAUGAGAAAUUUGAUCAUCAAGUUAUGCAAGAACCCAUUCAUGAAGAACAUAUAUGCCCGUCUGAUGUUUUCUCCAGGUGGAUUCAAUGCUACAAAUCUCAAUAUGAGUCGAAUAGAUGUAUAUGCAGCUCGAUUUCCGGAUAAUAACCCAGUAAAAAAUGUUAUACACUGGCAACAGGUGGGAAAAUCAGGCAUAUUCAGAUACUUUGACUAUGGGAGUGAGAAUCAAGCAAAAUAUAACCAGACUGAUCCUCCUUUAUAUAAAGUGGAAGACAUGAUGGUGCCAACUGCGGUAUGGUCAGGAGGAAAUGACUUGGUGGCAGACCCAGAAAAUAUUAAGCUUUUACUUUCUCGGAUUAAGAACCUUGCUUACCAUCAUAUUGUUACUGAUUGGAACCAUUGGGAUUUCAUCUGGGGUCUCAAUGCUCCCCAGCGCAUGUACUCUAAAAUCAUUGACUUUAUGAGAAAGACUUUAUAAAAGUAUUUUGACACAACAGAUUUUAUUCCUGCUUUGCUUCUUGUUAUUUUACUUUAAUCACCACAUCCCAAGGAAGUAGACUAGGCUAAUAUAGGCAUCUUAGUACCACCUUAUUGAAUGCAAGAGUGUUGACCUUUUUAAAGAAAACACUAUGUGCAGUGUUAAUAUGCUGAUUAUUUCUUCAUGUGUUUAUGCCCUGCAUUUCCAUAUUAGAGACCUCCAAGGCUGCUAAUAACAAUGUAAUAGCUGUUAUCAAGAAAUUUAACAAAAAGAAAUUGAAAACUAAAUAAUGCAAGAAAUCCACAGGUACAAUCAACAAUCAAGAGAAUUUCUGGUCAUAACACAAAUAUAUUUCCUGCAGAGGUUUUGGGGAACAAUGUUAUAGAGACAGGGGGUAUGAGCUUUAAGGACUAUUAGGAAAACAGUAAGUGAAAACCACAAAAAACCCUGUUUCAUGACCCAUCAGCAAGUAGACUGAGAAUCUUCAAAGGCUUUGGUUGAACAAACAGAAGUAUUGCACAAAGUAAUUUUGGAAGGGGGCAGGAUGGGGGUCAACCUAGAGGCUCUGGAGCUUCCCUUGACCUGCACAUAGUUCAGUGGUAUCUUUAAAAUUCACUUUGUAAAGCUGUUUGCUUUGUUUUGCUUGUGUUAUAAUUAAUGUCCCUGGCUGGGACAAAAUAUAUCAUGUUCUGCACAUUUUUAAUUGUGCCCAUUUAGAAUUCUUAAUAAAGAGCACUUUUUAAAAAAUGAUGAUAGUGCUCAUAAUUCACAGAUCAAAGACUGCUUAAGAGGGAAGGGUUCACCAGUCCCUAGCUAUAACUCUUUAAUCAGGAAGAGAUUCAUAGUUUGCAUGAGUAGUUGUAUUAAUAUUCAUGAGAAAAUUGUAUGCAUUCCUGUAUGUUCCAUUACCUCAGAUACCAAUAAACAUAUUGUUAUUAAAUA